CGGGCGCGCGGUCACACAGCUCGAGACUCUGGAAUGAAUCGAGGCAGGCAGGCAGUCAUGAGAAAAGUAUGUGCUCUCACGGACCGCGAGUAUGGAGUAUUAUGAAAGAAAACGAGGAGGAGGAGGCGGCGCUGUCAUUUUCCACGUUUGAAUUCAGCAGUGACAUUAAGUGUGAGGCUGUGGAGUGACAGUGAAAGAAACGCGCAGCAGCUACGGGGGUUAUUUGCACAACAAUGGCGACUCCCUACACCUUGACGCCGUGAGACAACUAUUCCCCAUCUCCUCUUUCCUUUUGUACCUUUUGUAUUCGCCUCCAGCCCCUGAAGUCGUCCAGUUCAAUCCCUCCUCUACCCUCCUUCCUUCCCAAUCCCCUCUUUGUUUCAAACAUGGACUCCGCUGGAGAGAUAAUCUCAACCCAGGAUGGACAUCUCGACCCCAGGUGCAGCCCCGGUCGCUCUGAUCUCAGCGGACUCUACCAUCUGGGACGGACGUUGGGCAGGGGCCACUUUGCAGUGGUUAAACUGGCUCGUCACGUCAACACUGGCCAACUGGUGGCUGUCAAGAUGAUUGACAAGACAAAACUUGAUGUUAUGGCAACAAGCCACCUCUUACAGGAAGUGAGGUGCAUGAGGCUGGUCCAGCACCCCAACGUGGUUCGCCUCUACGAGGUCAUCGACACACCCACCACCCUCUACCUGGUCAUGGAGCUGGCUGAGGGGGGCGACCUCUACGACUACAUCCUCCGCCAUGAGGGAGGUGUCGCCGAGGGCACCGCCAAGCGCCAUUUCGCCCAGAUAGUGCGCGCUGUGGCAUACUGCCACCAGCUCCACGUGGUGCACCGGGACCUGAAGCCAGAGAACGUGGUAUUCUUUCCCCAGCAGGGGGCGGUGAAGCUGACGGACUUUGGGUUCAGCAACUUAUUCCAACCGGGGACAAUGUUGGCCACCAGCUGUGGGUCGCUGGCGUACUCCGCUCCAGAGAUUCUGCUGGGAGAAGAGUAUGAUGCUCCAGCUGUCGAUAUCUGGUCUCUCGGGGUGAUCCUGUACAUGUUGGUGUGUGGAGUCCCUCCCUUUCAGGAAACCAACGACAGCGAGACCCUCGUCAUGAUUCUGGACUGUCGCUACUCCAUCCCAGAGCACGUUUCAGACGACUGCAGAGAUCUGAUCUCCAGGAUGCUUCAGAAGGAUCCGUCUCGCCGUGCCUCGCUUGAGGAGAUCGAGGCUCAUGACUGGCUGCAGGGGUUGGACAACGCGCUGCUCAGCCCAGAGGCCCCACCAUACUGGCUCUCAGGGGCCCUGUCUCCCAGCUCUCCCCGCUUAGGAGUGCCAGAGUGCGGGGACUUGCUUGCUGCGAGGCCCCCCUCUCAGCAGGCUUUCCCCGGGCCCUGGCAGCCCAGUCUCAGCUACACCCUCCGUCCACCUCCAGCUGAGGAGCCUCCGGUUACCAAGAACCUGCCUGCACUCCAGCAGAUCUGUGAGGAGGAAGAGGAGGAGGAAGAGGAAGAGGAAGAGGAGGGCAUUUUGGUACAAGAGGGAGAAUGUUUGGCAUCUGUGUUAGUGACAGAGCCAGAGAAAGAAGCUGAGGAGGCAGGUGAUGAAGCACAUGAUCAAAUCUGCAGAGAAGAGGAAGAAAGAGAAGACUCAGUGGAGGAAAUAGAGGAGGAUGAGGCGGCAGCGGACGACAAUAUGGAGACAGAGAUGGAAAUAGAGAAAAAAGACAGUGGGUGUGUGAUUUCAGACCAACCAGUCAGUCAUGGAGACAAGUCUGUGAGUCAGACUCCUGAAGUCCCGCCGUCCUCUCUGCCUGGUCUGGGGGUCCCGUGUUGUCAGGGGCAGCAAGACCUCACAGCUGCAGAGGAAGGAACGGACGAGGAGACAGAACCCAACAACAACACCAACAAACCCCCUCCCUCCAUCCCUGCGUCCUCUGUCAGACUCGGCCUUAACUGUAAAGAUGCUCCAAAGACAGAGAGAGGAGGCGAACAAGAAGAAAAAACAGAGGAAGAUGCACGACAAGACCUCAUAACAGACAGACCGCAACCCCACAAUGCACUUGGGACCCGGGAUGAGGCUGCUCCGAGGGUGGAGCAGGGGAAACGACACAGCCUAAAGUUGCGUGAGAGACUCUUUCAGUUCCCUCUGUGUGAAAAAGCUCUGGCCUUCAACAUACCCACUCACAACAAGCCCAAGAUCCUCCCGCUGGCUCAGUACAACUGCUGCCAUGUGCUAUAAGAGGAACCAGCCCGGGUGCUAUCUGUGAUGUGCCGCUCAACCACUUGGGACAUACGAGCUUGUUUAGCAUUCGGCAAGUGGCUGACUAGUGAGCACAGACGCUGUGAAGUGGCAGACCACUGAGCUCCCCGCUGAGCCUCUCCACUGCACAGAGGAAAGGCCCUCGGCAUGCAAACACCAAGUGUACAGGAUGGGACGUGUACAGCUUCAUACCUACUAACACUCGGUUUAUUGUGCUCAUGUAAUCAACAUUGUGUUAAGCUGAAGGUGGUGUACAGCACAGUAGUCAGACUUAGUAGAACCUCAUCCAUUUUGCUGCUGCGUACAGGAGCAACCAUAGAAUUGCAAUGAGAAGACUGCGUCCAAUCUGUAGCUUAGAAACAAUACUGAACCUACCUGCACAGGAAGGCAGGGGACAGCAAGAGAUAGACAUAACAACUGCAACAGUUUUUACUGAAUAAGCUAUAGUCUGUUUUGUUUGUUCAAAAGGUGCCUACAAUGAUAAAAAUGGGUUUCAUACUGUAUGUGGCCACUGUGUCGUUUCGGUUCUGACUGUAAAAAGAAAAAAAAAAAAACAAGCUCUUAAGGUCAGAAUAUUCUAGCACAUGCACUCAGUAGAUCCAUGAUUUCAUAUUUUAUAUUGUAUAAAUUAGAAUAAACGUCGAACCAGCUUCUGCUACAGAGUAGCACUCGUUUCCUCCUCCCUUUGCACAACCUGCUUCUCUCGUUAAUAUAAGCUUAAGAUAAAGAAAGACUGAGACUGUUAUGAAAUGAUAUGAUAUGAUAUGAUAUGAUAUGAUAUGAUAUGAUAUGAUAUGAUAUGAUAUGAUAUGAUAUGUGCCGAAGACUGAGAUGAUGAUUUUUUUCGUUCUCUUAAUGCUAAAGUCUUAUAACUAUAAUGGCUUGUCCUAACAUACUGUAUGAUACUGUUUAUAGGACCACUGAUCGUUGAUUGGGAUGCAGGUCUUCCAUAGUAUUUGAAGAUAUUCUUUUUGAUUAUAUUGAACAUUUGAAUAAUAUUUGAUCAUAACAGUUUUAUUUUGAAUGUGCAGAUAUGAAGUUCCUUAUUUUUUCUUUUUUAUAAUAUGACAAAGAUAUUAAUUCUCUGAAGAGAUAUGUGACUUUGUGCAUGUUAUUACUGUUAUUUAUCACAAUAUACCUCCAUGUGUCUUGGAUCUAACAGGAUCUUAUUCUUGUGUAACUGUACCUUUAGGUAACCCAUUGAAUGAUGAAUUGCACACAGUACAACUAUUGUAGCUGGUAGCUUACUACAAGCAGUAUUCUGGGAUUGAUGGAUGGAUUUGUUGGUCAUUUGGACCGAAUAACAGUGACAUGUUAUUGUGUAGCCGAGGAGUCCCUCCACAUGGUAUUAUUCUACCAUAUAAUGCCUCAGUGUAUUCCUAUAUUUUCACAAGCAUACUACGUUUUCCUUCUUUGGAACCUCAGACAUGAAGAGUAAAGAUUUGUAGAGUAACAGAAGGCCAAAGCUGUACAAUAAGCUACAUCCUCCUCUUAUAGUUCAGUAAACAGAGCUUAUUCCUGUUAGUCACUGCAGCUUCAUGGGUUCAACAAAUUGGAUUUUUAACUCGUGACCUGUGAGCGGACAGUCCUCGCCUAUAUACGGAGCGACUGUCACGUGAAAUCUGAUUAAUUGCUCAUAUUUCAUCAACCGUGGAAGCAUCAAAUCUGUGCAGAAGAGGGAUAAAAUCCCAUUAUUUGAUCCUGUGUGAUUGCAGCCUGUCUCUCCUCAGCGUGUCUGUGUCUACUGACCUGCAUUAUAACUAGGACCACGUCUCUAUGGAGCCAUGAACUUAUUUUUCUGUAUUUAUUUAUUAAA
Molecule: messenger RNA, 4068 nt
Organism: Seriola dumerili (greater amberjack)
Lineage: Eukaryota; Metazoa; Chordata; Actinopteri; Carangiformes; Carangidae
Gene: snrkb
Product: serine/threonine-protein kinase SRK2H-like
Exons: 5
Coding region: 387-2231 (614 amino acids)
Biological process (GO): microtubule cytoskeleton organization; protein phosphorylation; intracellular signal transduction
Cellular component (GO): cytoplasm
Molecular function (GO): tau-protein kinase activity; ATP binding; protein serine/threonine kinase activity
Source: RefSeq, a predicted model, not a curated record